Messenger RNA from Clupea harengus (Atlantic herring), 3987 nucleotides. RefSeq names its product anillin, actin binding protein 2 (gene anln2). The record is from RefSeq and is a predicted model, not a curated record. Lineage: Eukaryota; Metazoa; Chordata; Actinopteri; Clupeiformes; Clupeidae. Gene Ontology annotation, biological process: actomyosin contractile ring assembly; septin ring organization; mitotic cytokinesis. Gene Ontology annotation, cellular component: actomyosin contractile ring.
ACGCCCACCUCGGAGGUGACGUGUCUAACAUAAGGAAGUCAGCUAUCGCUAAAGAACCGCGGAGAUUCAAAACCUCAAGAGGAGUAGCUGUUCACAAUCAAAAACAGUAUGAGUGGACGAGAAGAAUCUCUGCCUAAAAGGCAGCGGGAACUAGAGAUCUCUGAGAGUGAGUCAGAUAAUGAGAUCAAAAGGCGCCGCCUGGUUCCAGUCGAAAAGGAAAACCAAAACCCUGUGUCAGCCCGACCAAAGUCUCCCAGAACAUCCCCACCCAGGCCAUGCAUGCGACUAAUGGAACAGGACCUGAAACCCGACACCCCUGCCUUCCCCUCCAUCCGCUCUCGGCUCCAGAUGUUACAUCAGAAAAGCACAGGAACGGAACAGAGCACACCUGCUGCCCUCAUCACCACACCACGCACCCCUUCCAGUUUUGUCCUGAAUGCCCAUCAGAAACUCCAGGACUCGGCGAGGCCUAGCACCUCACAGGCCGCCAUCAUUCGCCAGCAACGGGCGGAGGAGAUGCGCAUCCUGAACACCAUCCAACCUGUCGCUGCCAGUGCUUGGCAGAAAGGGUGGAACUCAGAACCAGCCCCGUCCAAGAAGGCUGUUGCACGACGCCCUGCCAGACACACAGUCGUCUGGCCCCCGUUCCAACACCCGAAUGACCCGGCAGGCGUGGACAUGUCCAUGUCGUUUGCCUCCUCUGAUGGCAAUGUGAGUCUGGCUCCCAUGAAUCUCUCCCAGGAGGAAGUGGCCAUAUAUGGUGAACCAUGCGCCACAUCUCGGGCGGAAGCGGUGGUGAGCAGCACCCCCAGAGGGAUGAGCACCUCAGCCUUUCUGGACGAAAUCUUCAAGGACGCGCUGGAGGCCGCUCACCUUGAGGAGGAGGAGGAGGAGGAAGAGGAGAGGGAGAAGGGAGAGAGUGAACAGAUGGAGAAGAGAGAGAAAGAGGAUAGAGGAACCAGCGCAUCUAAUGGUUCUGUGAAAAAAGAAGCAGUAGCAGAAGAAGAAGAAGAGAAAACAGAAAAAAAGGAGGAGAAGAUGAAGGAUGUGGAUACAAAUGAAGAUCAGGAGGAGAAGGGGGGAAAGAAAGAAGAGAUGGAAAAGGAGAUAAAGAAGGAGGUGAUAGGGCAGGAGGAGGAGGAGAACCCGAAACGGGAGAUGGGGGAAGAGAACGAAGAAGGCGAGGGAGAUGGAAAGAUGGAGGAAGGAGAGAAAGCAGCGGAAGGGCAGAACAAGAGGGGUAACCCUGAGAGCCCCUCAGAUGAAAGUGAGGACGAGCUGCUUAAACUGCCCCCCAGCUGCAUCCUGUCACCCCUCAGUGAGUCCGUGGACAGGGUGGUCACUCCUCUGCGCCUGGCAGCUGCUGCCUCCGUCUCUGACCGUUUGUCUUUCCAGCUCACCUCCGAAGGACUGAAGACGCCCACAGAAACCCGGCCUCUCUACAGCAUUGAUGCAUACCGCUCCCAGAGUCGCAGCGGCCAGAAGGGCAUGCAGAGUGUCACACCGUGGAGGCGGGCCCCAGAAAAGCCCCGCCCACAGCCAUUGUUAAACACCAAGGAGAAGAUUAAGGCAUUGAAGGAAGACGCUGCGAGGCUGCAGACGGUGAUCUCCCAGACGCUGCAGGCGCUAAACUGCUGUGUGGACGAGCAGCACGGCAAAGGAUCAGUGGAGGAGGCCGAGGCAGAGAGACUACUGCUCAUCUCCAGUGAGAAGCGCGAGGCCCUGUUGGCUGAGAUCGUCCGGCUGGAGGGUGAUCCGGAGGGGAGGGAGGCGGACGCCGGCGCCCCCCCUCUGCAACCCUGCAGGGGCUCCAUCAACAUCAGCGAGGUGCACCUCCCCCUCAAGGUGGACUUUGUGUGCUCUGCUCGCAACGCUGGUCGGCCCACUCACUUCUUCUUCAUGCUCUUUCGAUACGGCCCCACCAACGUCAUGGCAACGCCCCUCGCCACAGCCGCUGAUGCUGACGGAGACACCAUCUCCUUCCCUGCCCUCAUCAACCUACACAACAUCCGCUCCAGCUUUGAGAUUGAUGUGGAGGUCUACAGCAUGUCUGACACCCCAAACUCUUUCUGCGAAGACACCCAGCAGCUUCACCGCAAAAACACCAGACACACCAGACAUAGGGUCACCCCCAAGAAACUGCUCAACACCUUAAAGAGAUCCCACCAGACAGCAAAUGCUGCCGCCAUGCCAAGCAACCUGUAUGCCAGUCGGCCCAGCAAGUUCUCCCUGGUGGGGUGCCACAAGAUCACACUGGCCUCCCUGGGCCAGGACAAGUUCCCCCUGGACAAGAUGAAGCUUGAAGGCAAAAUCAGGAAACUGCUGGGUGAUGAGUUUCAGGACAAGGUGCCCUUCUUGUCUCCUCUGGAGGGAAACAUUCGCCUGCGCAUCCAGAGUGAGUUUCACUCCGAGGUUGAGCACCAUGGUUUCCUGACCAUGUUUAAGGACAUAAAGGGACUGGGGGCCUGGCAUCGGCUCUUCUUCGAGCUGAAGGAAGACUGUCUUUACUACUGGAACCAUCCCAACGAGAGGGACAACAAGCCUGAAGAGGGCAGCAUCCCCCUCUCCGACUUCAAGAGCCAGUCUGUGAGGCCGGUCAAGAUGGACUCCUGUGCCAGGCCCUUCACCUUUGAGCUGGUGAGCCGGACGCAGCAGGAAGAGGACACGCCCUCGCUUACCAAGCGCUGGUUUGCGGCUGACACCCAGGAAGAGCGUAAGGUGUGGAUGGACCGGCUGAACCAGGCCCUGAUGGACCUCCACACCUGGACCCCACUGGCACCAGCUCAGGACGCAGCCCACAACAGGAGCACACAGUCCUGCGGGAGCAACAGGGACAGCGCGUUGUAGCCGCCCCAACACACACACACACACACACACACACACCUCACCUCACCUCACCACACCACACACACACACUAUGGAGGUAACAAUGUAUUGACUGUGUUGCGAAGAUUUAAAAAACAUAAAUACACGCUAUAGAAAGGAACACUAAAAUAAUAUAUAUGAAGAAUACUACAGAAGGGAAUAAACUAAAUGGGAAUGGGGAAUACAUGCAUGAAUAUGUAGUGCAGUGUUUCACCGUCUCGUGCGCACUUCAUUGGUAUUGUAGAGCUACAAUACAGGAAGGACUAGUACUAUAGGGCCAACUGAUUGAGACGAUGAAGGUUUACUCACUGACUGGUAGAUUUUGGGCAAUUUAAGAGGCCUUAAGAUUCAUUCAGCUCUAAACUACAGCCAGUGGAACCUAGAACUCAAGGAAGAGGAAGUGACUUCAUAAAAUUAAUAAUAAUAUUACUUAUCAAAAAGGGUGACACUACAGUUUUGCCGGUUGUUGUUUUAGUAGGAGAGGGAAAGACUUCAUGAGAUUUAUAAAUUAUAAAUCAUGCAUAGUACAGUAUCUACCACGACAUAUGCAGAACAAAAAUGUGUAAUCUUCAGGAAACUGACAUUAAGGUGAAGCCAAAAUAAAUUGUAUGGUGCAAUUCUUUUCUAGGCAAAAUGUUAAAUGCCUCGUUUCAUUUUCAUCAGCUUUCCUGCCUUUAUCUUUCCUUUAUACUUGGUAGUAUUUGCUGCUGUAGGCCAGGUUAGACGCCAUUUAACAUGAAUGUAGUUUUUACCUAUGGGACAAAUUCAACUGGACCUAGAGACUGUUUAGUUUUCCGUCUUUGUAGAUCAGAAUGUUUGAUUUUGUAUCAGAUAGAUACAACAGUAUAGAAGCGCUACAUCUUUGGGAGAGGACAUAAUUGCCAAGCUGAUAAACACUUUAUGUUAUGUACCCACUUAUAUCUCUGUAAUCUGAUGUUUAGUUUUAGACAGGGAGUGGUGGGCUUUAUGAAGGGAGAAGUCUGCCGUCUUCAGGAUGGACCUUCCAGGUCUCUGUAUUUAAUGUCAGUGAGACUCUAUAGUCUACAUCUAUUCUGUCUGUCAGAUAUCUGUGUUAUAUUCAUGUUCAAUUAAACUCUUAUCCAGUCAAGGCUGAACUUUUUA